Messenger RNA from Oncorhynchus kisutch (coho salmon), 11214 nucleotides. It is a transcript of the gene jmjd1cb, whose product is annotated as jumonji domain containing 1Cb. Gene Ontology annotation, biological process: regulation of transcription by RNA polymerase II. The record is from RefSeq and is a predicted model, not a curated record. Lineage: Eukaryota; Metazoa; Chordata; Actinopteri; Salmoniformes; Salmonidae. Gene Ontology annotation, cellular component: histone deacetylase complex; chromatin. The transcript has 26 exons. The coding region runs from base 501 to 9497 and encodes 2998 amino acids. Gene Ontology annotation, molecular function: histone H3K9 demethylase activity; transcription coregulator activity; chromatin DNA binding.
UGUACGUGGAGUUUGAUGACCUGGAGUGGGAGAAGCGUGAGUGGGUGAAAGUGUACGAGGACUUCCAGGUGUUCCUGCUGGAGCAGCAGCUGGUAUGGGCCAAGAGGAGAGAGGGCACCCUGCUGGUGGAGAACCCCCAGGGGACUAAAGACAAGCACAUCCAGUGGCCAGCUCUGACGUUCAAACCUCUGGUGGGGAAGGCUACUCUGGGUUCCAUCACGGCUGUAGAGUUCUUCUCUGACAGACAACUGGACUUCCUGUCUGACCACGGAGCAUACCAGCCCUACCAGGAGGAAGUGGACAGUUUGAGUCCUGUUCUCAGGGACAACCCUCAGCUUCAUGAAGAGGUCCGGUUCUGGCUCAAAGAUCAAAAGGUUCAGGACAUUUUUUUGCAAGGUCCAUAUUCAUUAAAUGGUUACCGAGUUCGUGUUUACAGACAAGACUCGGCCACUCAGUGGUUCACAGGGAUCAUCACACAUCAUGACCUCUUCAGCCGUAAUAUGGUUGUGAUGAAUGACCAGGUUCUAGAGCCCCAGAACGUUGACCCCUCUAUGAUCCAGAUGACCUUUCUGGACGAUGUGGUCCACUCUCUGCUGAAAGGAGAGAACAUCGGUAUCCAGUCCCGACGCAGGUCCCGUUCCAACCAGAACAACUCUGCCCACGAACCAGAUCUCUCUGUGCCGCCAUGUUGUUAUCCAAUUCGUCAACAGACAGCAGGAGGGAGACCCACCGGCACCACAGGAAGAGAGCAGGGUCACUACACCCGUGCCCAAGCCAACAGCCCCAGACCAGUCAUGAACUCCUCUGGCGGGGCAGUGAAGCAGGGGUCAGGGGUCACCACCCAGCAGGGUCAAGGUCAGGGCGGGUCCCAGAGCCAGCAGGCCCCAGCGCAGCACUCCCCUUGCCAGGAACAGACGCAGCACCGCGGACCUGGCUUCUCCAGGAGGAAGGGAUCUGACAGCAGUGUCCCUGAUGAUGACUUCAAGGGAGACAACGUGGACUGUAACGAGAGAGCAGGGAGAGGAGGUGAGGAUGAUGGUGAAGAUAGAACAAGAGACUUCUUUAAAAGUACGAGCAGCAAGCAGGUGGCUGUGAACAAGCGGAGGAAAGCGGAUGAGGAAGAGGAGGAAGAGGAGAAGAAAUCAGGUUUGAAAAGACUGAGAAGCGAGACUACAGUGAGGUCUGACUUCUCUGAGAGCAGUGACUCUGAGAUGUCUACCAAGAGAACCAGGACGGCAGACUCCUCCUCUUUCUCAGAGCAGAACUCAGAGGAGGAGCUAAAAGGAAAGACCGGCCAGGAGGGGCACAAGACCCAGGGUUCUAAGACUGGGAAGGAGUCUGCUCUGACAGGCAGUCUCUCCCCCUGGGGUGAGGAGCUUCAGAAGGCGGAGUUUCAGCAGUCAUCAGCCGACAGGGAGCAGAGGUCAUCCCUGCGACAACCUCAACGACAGGGGGAACGGUCUCCACUGCAACAGCAGCAGGCCCCUCCCCUGUCCUCCUCCUCCCAGGGCUCUGCCCCCUCUGAGGGCCAAGGGGAGUGCAUCAUGGAGAACAACAGCACUAUGAAAUCCCAGACCCAUCCCCAGUCCAAGGACCAGUACACCAGCGCUGAGAUGGUCUCCAGGACCCAGACUCCCUCUCAGUAUAUAAUCGACAUCACAGCAGAGGACGCUAACGCACACAUGGCCUCCCGGGAGAACUCUGAGGCCGUCUCGGCCCUGCUGGCCUCCCAGAAUCCAUCUGAGCCCUCCUACCUCUCUGAGCCCAGCAGACAUUUGGUGCUGAACCCCUCUGUUGCCCCUCCCUCUCCCCUUCGUAAGAGCCCCUCGGAGUGUGACCUUAGGAACCAGGCUCCCUCAGUGUCAGAGUGUGACCUUAGGAACCAGACUCCCUCAGUGUCAGAGUGUGACCUUAGGAACCAGACUCCCUCAGUGUCAGAGUGGGACCUUAGGAACCAGACUCCCUCAGUGUCAGAGUGUGACCUUAGGAACCAGACUCCCUCAGUGUCAGAGUGUGACCUUAGGAACCAGACUCCCUCAGUGUCAGAGUGUGACCUUAGGAACCAGACUCCCUCAGUGUCAGAGUGUGACCUUAGGAACCAGACUCCCUCAGUGUCAGAGUGUGACCUUAGGAACCAGACUCCCUCAGUGUCAGAGUGUGACCUUAGGAACCAGACUCCCUCAGUGUCAGAGUGUGACCUUAGGAACCAGACUCCCUCAGUGUCAGAGUGUGACCUUAGGAACCAGACUCCCUCAGUGUCAGAGUGUGACCUUAGGAACCAGACUCCCUCAGUGUCAGAGUGUGACCUUAGGAACCAGACUCCCUCAGUGUCAGAGUGUGACCGUAGGAACCAGACUCCCUCAGUGUGUAGGAAGCCGGAGGUAAAGCAUGACAUAGCUGGCAGCCUGGGCAGUAAGAUGGGGUUAGUCCAUUCAGUGGUGAUCAGACCUAUAGCAUCAGUCAGUGAGUCUGCUGCUGUAGUAGAGAGAGAGAAGCAGCUAUAUUCCUCCAUGCUGCCCUGCAUUAAGAACGCCUCAUUGGCCGACGAGGCCAGGAAGUCGUACAAGCUAAGCCCCUCCCCUGAUGUCCCCAAGUCCCUCCCCUCCCCAGAGGCCCUGAAGCCGAAGCCCCUCUGCUCCCCUGACAUCGUCAAGUCUAAAACACAGAGUGUUCUGGAGACUUGUUCUAAACCCAAACCCCUCACCUCCCCAGAGGUGUCCAAGCAUAAAGGCCAUUACCCGGACAACACCCCUCGCUCCAGCUUUAAGCCCGUCCUGGCCCGAGGGACUGAGUCGCCAGGAUCUUGCACUAAGAGCCCGCUAAUCAUCGAUAAGAACGAGCAUUUCACCGUGUACCGGGACCCUGCGCUUGUCUGUCCCAACCAGGAGACCAACCACGUGUCCUAUCUGCACCCCCAGCUCCACCCCCUCCACGCCUCCUCCCACGCCUCCUGCCUCACCCCCUCUUCCACCCACCACCACACAUCCCACUCCCACCACCACCUCCUCUCCGGGGUGCUCUCUGGCCUGCCUCCAGGCCCCUUGCUGGGGGGUCAUCCCCGACUAGACUCCUCAGGGCUGGGGCACCUGGGACUAGCUCAUCACCACCCUGUCUCUCAGCCCCAGACACACAGCCACACCUCAGCCUCAUACAACCAGCUGGGGCUGUAUCCAAUCAUCUGGCAGUACCCCAAUGAGACCCACUCUUAUCCCCCAAGACUCAACCUGCCCGGGUCCAAGUGGGUGCACCCUGAAAACCCUGUCAGCUCUGAGACCAACAUGAGGAGGAACACGGCCAGCCCUUGGCUACACCACCAGGUCCCUGUCUCCUCCUCUGACAGCCUGGACCAACUGAGCCACGUCCCGGUCCCCAUCCGACCAGCCAGCGCCGACCCUCACCGGUCCGACCCCCAUCCCCACCGUUCAGAACCACACCGCUCCGACCCCCACCGGCUCAUCAAGAUCAACCCCCACGCCAGCCCCCCUCUGCCACCGGCCAAGACCGCUGGAGAUCUUCACAGGGAGGAUUUGAAGGGUUUUGUGGACCCCAUCAGAACCAUCACUCUGGCCCACCUGAAGCAGGAGCAGGACCGCAGCAGAACCCCGACCGGGAAGGACAGUCACCUGCACCAGCUCUACCUGGAGGCCUGUAAUAAACAACAGCAGCAGAGGAUGGCCCAGCAACAGCAGGAAGCAGGGCAGAGGGACCGGGCCAGUAAGUAUAAGGAGGAGAACAGACGGAUCCUCCAGGAGAGCAUUGAGGUGGCCCCCUUCACCGCUAAGAUCCGCUCCAGUGAGACCGACAGGGAGCCUAACCCCUACCCCCGGAUCCCCUCGCUCCCCUCCCUGCCCCACCCCUACCCCCGGAUCCCCUCGCUCCCCUCCCUGCCCCACCCCCAGCGCCCCCACCAGGAGAAGGAAACGGAGCCCCCUGCUGCAGACCUGUAUCAGUUUAAACAGCAGUCCCAGCACAGUCUCCCCCCCAGUAACUACUUCACUACCCUGUCCAACAGUGUGGUCAACGAGCCACCGCGUCUCUACCCGUCUAAAGAGCUCAACUCAUACUUUGACAAGGUGAGCAGGGAGCAGGAGUCUGCAGCAGCCUCUAGUCUCUCUCUGGGAGGAGGGGCAGCGUUCAGCUCCAAGUCCCUGUCCAAACCCCCUCCUCUCAUCAAACACCAGGCUGAUGGGGAGGGUCUGCUAGGGAAGAUAUCAGAGCAGCUGAACCAGCAGGUAAGCUUAUCCAACAUGCAGAGGUAUCGUCUCAGUACCAUAGUCAGCCCUGUUAGUCCAGACCUCUCGCCUUCUUCCAGUCAGAGUCAGACCCAGAGCCAGACCCGAACCCACUGUCAGAGCCAGAGCCAGACCCGAACCCACUGUCAGACCCAGAGCCAGACCCAGAGCCAGACCCGAACCCACUGUCAGACCCAGAGCCAGACCCGAACCCACUGUCAGAGCCAGACCCAGAGCCAGACCCGAACCCACUGUCAGACCCAGAGCCAGACCCAAGCCCAACUAAGGUGUAUGCCAGCACUGCACCGUGCCCCUGUGUUCCACCCUCCAAUCCAGCAGACACUGGACAGGAAGGAGGCGGGCUACGGCCGUUUGUCUCCACCCACCCUGACCCCCAUCCAGCCAGUCAGCUCGGCCGGUAAGGUGUCUGAGCAGCAGAAACCGCCCACCCUUCUGCCCGAGCUACGGGAGGUCAGCGCCGUGUGUAAGGGCGGGGCAGCGAUGACCUCAUCCGAGGUGUGGCGAGCCGGCGACUCUCAGAGCCACGACAAGCUGGGAUGGCAUUCUGAGAGGAGCCCCGGCAGGAAGCCUGGGGCCACCACGGCGUCUGUUAUCGUCCGUCCCUCUACGUGUAUAAAGUACGACGGCUCGCCAGGCGCCAAGACCUCUUCCUCGGCCAAGGACUCUCUGAUGGGGAGGAUGUUCCCAGGCGGCAGGCCUCAGACAGUCUGUCUGAAACUGGCCUAUGAGAGAGACAGGGAGUCUGGAGGGAAGGUGAUCCUGCCAAACACUAACUUGGAGGAGGCUGUUUGCGUGCAGCAGUACAAUAACAACUUUAUGAGAGUGUCCCAGUCUCAGGGAACCUUUCCAGUCUCUGUCUCGGCUGCUGCCAACUCUGUGUGCAAUAGGAGUAGUGAUGUGACUAGGGCAGUCUCCAACAUGGCUCCCUACGGUGUGCUGAGUAGAAGACAAGAGAGAACCUACUGUGGGCCCAACACCUCCAGCGCUAGCAGGACAGAGAGCUGUGGCCCUCGGGGCAGGGCCUUCCACUCAGGGCCUGGGUUAGAACCAAGGGCCGAGCUCCAGCAACAGGAGGGGAGCUCCUCCAGAACCUCAUCCCCCAACCUGCACCCCGGCCCCAGCCUGGCCAGCAGCACCCAGGCCUCUCCCAACCCCAGCCAGUCCUACUAUGGGAGCUUUAUCCAUCUGAAGAAGCACAAGGCAGCGUUGGCAGCAGCCCAGCAGUCCAGAGGUCCUAGCAGCAGCACCAGUGGUAGUGGUCCUGAGAGCCUGAUUGAGCCAUCUAACAGUAAAGCUCUUCACAUCUCCCCUCCACCUCCCCUUGCCUCGGCCUCAGCCCAGAACCACAGAACCACAGCAAGCCCAGGACCACAUCAAGCAGGAGCUAGCCCCAGCCCUGGCCCCCUCCCCAAUGGCCAGCCAGCCCUGAUGAACCAGAGCCAGUCUCAACCCAACUACCACAAGCUGAAGAAGGCCUGGCUCACCAGACACUCAGAGGAGGACAGAAACAUAAACACUAUGAUGAAAACAGAGGAGGCUGAUAAGGCUGUUACCACCACUGUGAGCCCCUCUGUGUCCAAGUCUGUUACCACCACUGUGAGCCCCUCUGUGUCCAAGUCUGUUACCACCACUGUGAGCCCCUCUGUGUCCAAGUCUGUUACCACCACUGUGAGCCCCUCUGUGUCCAAGUCUGUUACCACCACUGUGAGCCCCUCUGUGUCGAAGGCUGUUACCACCACUGUGAGCCCCUCUGUGUCCAAGGCUGUUACCACCACUGUGAGCCCCUCUGUGUCCAAGACUGUUACCACCACUGUGAGCCCAUCUGUGUCGAAGGCUGUUACCACCACUGUGAGCCCCUCUGUGUCCAAGUCUGUUACCACCACUGUGAGCCCCUCUGUGUCCAUGUCUGUUACCACCACUGUGAGCCCCUCUGUGUCCAAGUCUGUUACCACCACUGUGAGCCCCUCUGUGUCCAAGUCUGUUACCACCACUGUGAGCCCCUCUGUGUCGAAGGCUGUUACCACCACUGUGAGCCCCUCUGUGUCUGAGAUGGAGAUGAUCAAGCCUUGCACCGUCACUCUGAUUGCCUCUACCUCCAGUGAUGUGGAGAUGAAGAUAGAAGAGGUCAAAGGUCAGGAGGACAAGAUGGCCGCUGAGGACAGGAUUACGCGGCGUGGGAGCAAGAGGGUGUACGACCACGACUCGGCCUCAGAGAGCGGAGAGGACUCUGACGCCAGCGAGAGCAGCAAGCAGGGGCAGAGGGCGAAGAGGCAGCCCAAACCCACCUACAAGAAGAAACAGAACGACAUGCGCAGGAGGAGAGGAGACGGAGAGAAAGAUGAGGAUGAGCUGAAACCCAACGGGAUCUUUAGGAGCGCCAGGGAGAAGACCAAGCUGAAAUUGUCCAGCAACAAUGGUAUCCCCCGCUCUGUGCUGAAGGACUGGAGGAAGGUGAAGAAGCUGAAGCAGACGGGGGAGUCGUUCCUGCAGGAUGACUCGUGCUCCGAGAUUGGACCCAACCUGCAGAAGUGUCGGGAGUGUCGUGUUGUUCGCAGCAAGAAGGGGGAGCAGCCGGCUCAUUCCCCUGUCUUCUGCCGCUUCUACUACUUCCGCCGCCUGUCCUACAGUAAGAAUGGAGUGAUCCGUGUGGACGGCUUCUCCACUCCAGAUCAGUUUGAUGAGGAGGCUCUGUCCCUCUGGGCUCCUGAUGUAUACGAGGAGAAUGAGUUGGACCCAGACUCCUCCAAGUACAUCCUCUCAUAUAUAGGAGACCAGUUCUGUCAGAUGGUCACCACUGAGAACACUGCUGCUACAUGGAUCAAAAAAGAUGCCAAGAUGGCCUGGAAGAGGGCUGUGAGAGGGGUCCGGGAGAUGUGUGACGCGUGUGAAGCCACCUUGUUUAAUAUUCACUGGGUCUGCCACAAAUGUGGCUUCGUGGUUUGUCUGGACUGUUACAAGGCAAAGGAGAGGAAGACCUCCAAAGACAAAGAGCUGUACGCCUGGCUGAAGUGUGUCAAGGGACAGCAGCAUGGUCACAAGUACUUGAUGCCAACACAGAUUAUCCCAGGAACUGUUCUGACAGAGGUGGUGAGCGCCAUGCAUCUGUUCAGGGAGAAGUACAGCAUCAGGUCUCCAUGUGUCUGUACUGGGAAACACAACCCUCUACUCAGCAAGCUGCCUGCUACCAAUGGAGUCUCUCAGGUUCUCCAGAACGUGUUAAACCACAGCAACAAGAUCUCUCUAUGUAAUGUGAAGACAGAGCCUGGGCAGCUGAACCCCAUCCAGGGUAAAGCUGAGACUAACGGAGGCUCCAGCCCUGCCUCGGACCCCUCCUCUGACUCCAAACCGACUCCCCCGGAGUCCCAGAGCCCUCUCCACUUCCUGGCUGACCUGACUGAACAGAAGUCACGGGAAGACAAGAAAGAAAACAAGGAGUCUCCUCUGGGUAAGGUGGGCAAGGAGGAGAAGGUCAGUAGCCUGGAGUCUCUCCACUGUAAAGCGUCUAGCCUGGUGUCUAACAUCACAGAACAGGGCUCUACUCUAAGAGACCUCCUGACGACCACCGCUGGUAAACUACGUCUGGGCUCUACUGAUGCUGGCAUGGCCUUCGCUCCUGUAUACUCCACCGCAGCACAGAUGGGGAAGAGCGGCCGUAGCAUGCCCAACAUCCUGGAUGACAUCAUCGCGUCCGUGGUGGAGAACAAAAUCCCUGCCAGCCGAGGAGCCAAGCUGAGUCUGAAGCUGGAGGCCACCACCACCACUACAGAGGACAGGGAGGUGAAGACGGAGAGGAUCGAGAGGAAGAAGCAGACUGGGACAGGUCCUAACCCUGGGACGGGGACAGGUCCUAACCCUGGGACGGGGACAGGUCCUAACCCUGGGACGGGGACAGGUCCUAAGCCUGGGACGGGGACAGGUCCUAAGCCUGGGACGGGGACAGGUCCUAACCCUGGGACGGGGACAGGUCCUAACCCUGGGACGGGGACAGGUCCUAACCCUGGGACGGGGACAGGUCCUAACCCUGGGACGGGGACAGAAGAGCUUCCUGAACCCAAGCCUCAGCUAGAGAAGGCCCUGCAGCUCCAUGCUGACAUCCCCCACUGCUGGUUGUAUGAUCGCAGACUGCUCUGGCUGAAAGACCAUCGACACCCUGGCAACUGUAAGCUGUUCAGAGAGUGUUGGAGACAGGGACAGCCUGUCCUGGUGACUGGGCUCCAUAAGCCUCUGAAUGCAGCUCUGUGGAAGGCGGACAGCUUCAACCUGGAGUUUGCUGACCAUCAGGGAGACCUGCUGAACUGUAAAGAUGGACUUGUCUCGAACUCUGGAAUCAACGAGUUCUGGGAUGGCUUCGAGGACCUCACCAAGAGACCCAAGUCUAAAGACGGAGACACCGUGGUGUACAGGCUGAAGGACUGGCCAUCAGGAGAGGAGUUCAUGGCCCUGAUGCCUUCCAGGUAUGAUGACCUGAUGAGGAAUCUGCCCCUGCCUGAGUAUUGUGACCCUGAAGGGAACCUCAACCUGGCCUCUCAUCUACCCAGCUUCUUCGUACGCCCAGACCUCGGACCACGCCUCUGCUGUGCUUAUGGAGUGGCAGCGUCUCAGGAGCAGGACUUUGGGACAGCUAACCUUCACAGGGAGGUCUCUGACAUCGUCUCUGUCCUGGUGUACGUAGGAGUGGCCAAGGGGAACGGAGUCCUGUCCAAGACGGGAGUGUUGAAGAGACUGGAGGAGGAAGACUUGGACGACAGCGUGAAGAAGAGAUUAAAGGAUUCCAGCGAGACACCUGGAGCCUUGUGGCACAUCUACAUUAGCAAAGAUGUGGAGAAAAUUAAAGACUUUCUGCACAAGCAGGUUGCUAAGGAGCAGGGGGCGGAGAUUUCAGCAGAGCACGACCCAAUCAGAGAGCCGGGCUGGUACCUGAGCAGGAAGUUGCGUCAGCGUCUGUGGGAGGAGCAUGAUGUGCAGGGCUUGACCGUGGUUCAGUUCCUGGGGGACUCUGUCCUCAUCCCGGCCGGGGCGCUGCACCAGGUGCAGAACCUUCACAGUUGUGUCCAGGUGAUAAAUGACUUUGUGUCUCCAGAGCAUGUAUUCCACUCCUUCCACCUGACACAGGAACUGAGAUCCUCCAGAGAAGAGCCCAACUACGAAGAUAAACUACAGGUAAAGAACAUCUUGUUCCACUCUGUGAAGGAUGCAUUGACGUCGCUGAGGAGGUACAGCCAGGAGGAGGAAGAGAACUCCUGACCCGUAGUCCCCCUGGCUCCUCCCUCUCUGGCACCUCCCUCUCUGGCUCCUCCCUUUCUGGCGCCUCCCUCUCUGAGACAUCUUCCUUCAGCCUGGAACAGAUAUAUACACACUGACACUAACCACAACAGCAGAACACACUACAACACACUAAAACUACAUGUUACUGACCAGCACCACCCGGCAUCAGGAUACUGACCACAGCAGCAUCACCACCCAGCAUCAGGAUACUGACCACAGCAGCAUCACCACCCAGCAUCAGGAUACUGACCACAGCAGCAUCACCACCCAGCAUCAGGAUACUAACCACAGCAGCAUCGCUACCACAGCAUCAGGAUACUCACCAUAGCAGCAUCACUACCCAGCAUCAGGAUACUGACCAUAGCAGCAUCACUACCCAGCAUCAGGAUACUGACCAUAGCAGCAUCACUACCCAGCAUCAGGAUACUGACCAUAGCAGCAUCACUACCCAGCAUCAGGAUACUGACCACAGCAGCAUCACCACCCAGCAUCAGGAUACUGACCACAGCAGCAUCACUACCCAGCAUCAGGAUACUGACCAUAGCAGCAUCACUACCCAGCAUCAGGAUACUGACCACAGCAGCAUCACUACCCAGCAUCAGGAUACUGACCAUAGCAGCAUCACUACCCAGCAUCAGGAUACUGACCACAGCAGCAUCACCACCCAGCAUCAGGAAACUGACCACAGCAGCAUCACCACCCAGCAUCAGGAUACUGACCACAGCAGCAUCACCACCCAGCAUCAGGAUACUGACCACAGCAGCAUCACCACCCAGCAUCAGGAAACUGACCAUAGCAGCAUCAGGAUACUGACCAUAGCAGCAUCACCACCCAGCAUCAGGAUACUGACCACAGCAGCAUCACUACCACAGCAUCAGGAUACUGACCACAGCAGCAUCAAUACCCAGCAUCAGGAUACUGACCACAGCAGCAUCACCACCCAGCAUCAGGAUACUGACCACAGCAGCAUCACUACCACAGCAUCAGGAUACUGACCAUAGCAGCAUCACUACCCAGCAUCAGGAUACUGACCACAGCAGCAUCAGGAGAACUGAGUUCAGUAGAAUCUGGUCUCACAGCUCUGACUGCUGUUCUGGAACCUUCUGUUCUCUGUUUGUUUGUUUAGUUCAUUUUUUUCUUUCAAACUGUUGUAUAUUGUUUCUGUGAAAAUUAUGUAUUUAUUUUAUAGGAGUUGUAAAUGCGAUGAUGUUCUAGAUCAAAUGUAAAUGUGACUUGUACAGUUUGCUAAAUGAUGAGUUGUGAGACGGAUGCCGUUUCCUACAUUGAGACAGUUACUGUGAGAGGAAACAGACUUCAGCUGUCGCCGAGAACUCUGGGAGUCGCUGCUGAAUUCGUCCUCAUGCCAUAUCUUUUAAAAACGAACUGCCAAACUAUUCUAUUGUAUGAAACUGUGUACAGUUGAAUUAUGUAAAAAAAAAGACUAAAUGAAUAAUACACUUCAGCAUUUUCAGUAUUCACUGUAAAAUGGAGACAUUUACACACAAAAAAUAAUUUAUUCAAAUGUUGAAGUUUAAACGAUAACAAUUGUGUAAAUAUAUACAUAUAUACAUUCACUGAUGUAUUUUUUAAAACAUGGCUUGCUUCAAUUUGUAAUUUUAAAAGUGCAAGUGUUAUAUGCUUUGGACAUUGAAGUUCAAAGGGGUUUUACAUUUUCCAUUAAAAUGGAUUCAUCAAA